Paramecium tetraurelia is the source of this 234-nucleotide messenger RNA. RefSeq lists its product as uncharacterized. The transcript has 2 exons. Lineage: Eukaryota; Ciliophora; Oligohymenophorea; Peniculida; Parameciidae. The record is from RefSeq and is a predicted model, not a curated record.
AUGAAUGCAGACGAGAUCACUUUCGCUAAUAACUAUUCUGAAACAAUAUUUUAGGAUAGAUAAUUAAGAUUUGCAUAUCAUUCGCCAAUAAGAUCAUAAUCUCAAUUUUGUGUUUAAAAGAGCAAAUCUCAAUAUAUACCUAAUGUAUCUAAUGUAACAAGAGUAAGAAUUAUGAGCAAACUUGAAAUGUUAGAUUCCCUAAAUAAGGUGCAAACAGCAAAAUUAUGUAAGUGA